This is a messenger RNA of Labrus mixtus (cuckoo wrasse), 7339 nucleotides long. RefSeq names its product slit homolog 3 (Drosophila) (gene slit3). Gene Ontology annotation, biological process: negative chemotaxis; axon guidance. Lineage: Eukaryota; Metazoa; Chordata; Actinopteri; Labriformes; Labridae. The record is from RefSeq and is a predicted model, not a curated record. The coding region runs from base 519 to 5126 and encodes 1535 amino acids. Gene Ontology annotation, molecular function: heparin binding; Roundabout binding; calcium ion binding. The transcript is spliced from 38 exons.
AGUCCGUGUUGCGCGUCUGCUCACUCAACUUUUUUUUUUGGUGUGUGUGUGUGUUCCUGAUUACAACUCCUCUGCAACUCUCACUUUUUCACUCCCGGCAGCGAGCGGAGGGAUGUUCUCUGGAGGAAGGAGGAGGAGGAGGUUACACCCGAGCUGAACAUUUUCACCUUGGGAAGUUCGGGAGUCGGGCUGAUAACUUUCUUGCUGGAGAGUUUGUGAAUGGAGGGAGACUUUUUUACGCACACGCUGAGGUGUUUUUAAAACGGGACAAACUUUUUUCUACUUUGCCUUCAAGGCUCUGGGAUUGUUUUAUGGAGACUCUCACUCAUCGAUUCUCUUGAUAGGAACUUUCUGGAACUUCUUUAUCGCAUCUUUUCUUGUUUUGUUUAUUUUGUUUAUUUAUUUUUUUAAAUUCUCAGACAGCUUUGACCUUUUUUCGGGAUCCUAACUUUCACACCCCGCAGCCACCCCGCGGAUUUUCAAUAACCAUCGCUUUGGACGUAAUUUGAGUGGAUACCAUGCGUCCGGAGAAGCGUGCUGCGCCGUGCCGGGUUUGGGCUCUGGCUCUGGCGCUGCUGCUGUGCGCUGCCUCGGUGUCUGGAUGCCCACACAAGUGCAGCUGCUCCGGGUCGCAUGUGGAUUGCCAGGGUCUGGGUUUGAAGACCGUGCCUAAGGGAAUACCGAGGAAUGCCGAGCGCCUGGAUCUGAACAAAAACAACAUCACCAGAGUCACUAAGGUGGACUUCUCUGGCCUCAAGAACCUCAGGAUUCUUCACCUGGAGGACAACCAGAUCACUGUAGUCGAGCGAGGAGCCUUCCAAGACCUCCGGCUGCUUGAGAGACUUCGCCUGAACAGAAACAAACUCCAGGUCCUCCCAGAGCUUCUCUUCCAAUCCAACCCCAAACUCGGACGACUAGACCUGAGCGAGAACCAGAUCCAGGCAGUUCCGAGGAAAGCUUUCAGAGGAAUCACCAACGUCAAGAACCUGCAACUGGACAGCAACCACAUCAGCUGCAUCGAAGAUGGAGCUUUCCGAGCGCUGCGCGAUCUGGAGAUUCUCACCCUCAACAACAACAACAUCACCCUCAUCCCCCUGUCCAGCUUCAACCACAUGCCCAAGCUGCGGACACUGCGUCUGCACUCCAACAACCUCCACUGUGACUGUCACCUGUCCUGGCUGUCUGAUUGGCUCAGAGCCAGGCGCGGCUUGGCUCCCUUCACCCAGUGCAUGGCCCCCGCCCACAUGAGAGGCCUCAACGUGCCCGAUGUCCAGAAGAAGGAUUUUGUCUGCAAUGGUGAGCUGACCGUUAACCCGAGGACCUGUGUUCCUGAGGUGGCCGUGUGCCCGCCCACCUGCAGCUGUAACAACAACAUCGUGGACUGUCGUCGUAAAGGUCUCACUGAAAUACCGGCCAACCUCCCUGAAGGCAUCGUGGAGAUACGUUUGGAGCAGAACUUGAUCAAGAGUGUCCCCGCUGGAGCCUUUUCUACGUACAAGAAGCUCAAGAGAAUUGAUCUGAGUAAGAACCAGAUUUCUGACAUUGCAGCUGAUUCUUUCAGCGGCCUUCGCUCACUCACCUCACUAGUGUUGUAUGGCAACAAGAUCACAGAGCUGCCCAAGGGAUUGUUUGAUGGACUGGUUUCCCUGCAGCUACUGCUGCUGAAUGCCAACAAGAUUAACUGUUUGAGAGUCAACACCUUUCAGGAUCUGCAGAACCUCAACCUGCUGUCGCUCUACGACAACAAACUGCAGUCAAUCAGCAAAGGACUGUUCACACCUCUGCGCUCCAUCAAGACUCUUCAUCUGGCACAGAAUCCCUUCAUGUGCGACUGUCAUCUGAAGUGGCUGGCGGACUACCUGUUCGACAACCCCAUCGAGACCAGUGGAGCCCGCUGCAGCCAUCCCAGAAGGCUGGCUAACAAACGCAUCAGCCAGGUGAAAGGAAAGAAGUUCAGGUGCACAGGUCAGGAGGACUACCGCAGCCGCCUGAGCGGGGAGUGUUUCCAGGACCUCGUGUGUCCGGAGAAAUGCCGCUGUGAAGGCACCGUGGUCGACUGCUCCAACCUGAAGCUGACCCGUAUACCUCCCCACAUCCCUGAACACACCACAGACCUGAGGCUAAACGACAACGAGAUCGCCCUCCUGGAGGUCACGGGGAUGUUUAAGAAGCUGCCCAACUUGAAGAAAAUCAACCUGAGCAACAACAAACUGAGGGACAUCCGUGACGGGGCGUUUGACGGAGCGGGGGGAGUCCUGGAGCUGCUGCUGACGGGGAACAAGCUAAUGGGACUGCAGGGACGAAUGUUCAGAGGCCUGACUGGUCUUAAAACUCUGAUGCUGCGGAGCAACCAGAUCAGCUGCAUUGACAACAGCACGUUUACCGGUCUGAGCUCGGUGCGUCUGUUGUCUCUGUACGACAACCGGAUCACCAGCAUCGCCCCGGGAGCUUUCUCCACCCUGCACUCCCUGUCAACCAUUAACCUCCUGUCCAACCCGUACAUGUGCGACUGUCACUUGGCCUGGCUGGGUCAGUGGCUGAAGAAGACCCGGGUGGUCAGUGGGAACCCUCGCUGUCAGAAGCCGGCCUUCCUGAAGGAGAUCCCCAUCCAGGAUGUGGCGACUCCAGACUUCACAUGUGACGGUGCGGAGGAUAACGGUUGUCUCCCUGCGUCUGGUUGUCCUGACGUCUGCACAUGCUCAGACAGCGUGGUGCGUUGCAGCAACAGAGGGCUGCACUCUCUGCCCAAGGGCAUUCCCAAGGACACGACGGAGCUGUACCUGGAGGGUAAUAUGCUGACAUCUGUGCCCAAGGAGCUGGCAGCCCUGAAGCAGCUGUCACUGGUGGACCUCAGCAACAACAGCAUCAGCUUAUUGGACCCGUACACCUUCAGCAACAUGACUCAACUGGCCACACUCAUCCUGAGCUACAACCAGAUCCGCUGCAUCCCGGUCCACGCCUUCGACGGGCUCAAGUCACUCCGCCUGCUCACUCUCCACGGUAAUGACCUUUCAACCAUCCCUGAAGGAGCUUUUAACCACCUCACCGCUCUGUCCCACCUAGCUCUUGGUGCCAACCCUCUUUACUGUAACUGCGACCUGCGCUGGCUCUCUCAGUGGGUGAAGGCCGGCUUUAAAGAGCCUGGCAUUGCUCGGUGUACCGGACCUCCCGACAUGGCAGACCGGCUGCUGCUCACCACACCACUCAACAGAUUUCAGUGUAAAGGUCCUGCAGAUAUCAGCCUGAUGUCAAAGUGCGCCCCCUGCCUGGCGGCCCCGUGCCAAAACAACGGUACCUGUGUCCCUGACGCUGCUGGAUCCUACCACUGCACGUGUCCUUAUGGAUUCAAGGGUCCAAACUGUGAAGUCCCCAUCAACGCCUGCAUCAGUUUCCCCUGCUCCAACGGAGGAACCUGCCACAUCCAGCCCGGACUAGAAGACCACUUCAGCUGUGUGUGUCCACCAGGAUACGAGGGCCAGCGUUGUGAGAUGAACCCAGACGACUGUGAAGACAAUGACUGCGAGAACAACUCCACCUGCAUCGACGGAGUCAACAACUUCACCUGCGUCUGUCCACCCAACUACACAGGUGACCUGUGUGAGGAGGUGGUUGACCCUUGUCUCCAUGGUUUCGACCCCUGUCAGCACGAUUCAAAGUGUGUCCGCGUCGGCCGCAGCUACAGGUGCGAGUGCUUACCCGGCUAUGUGGGCCAACACUGCGAGCAGGACUUCAACGACUGCCUGGAGAAUAAGUGUCAACAUGGAGCCGAGUGUGUGGACGCCGUCAACGGAUACACCUGCGUGUGCAAAGAGGGUUUCAGUGGCCUGUUCUGUGAGAACCCUCCGCCAAUGAUCCUGCUGCAGACCAGCCCCUGUGACCAAUUCGAUUGCCAGAACGGCGCCCAGUGCCUGGUUGUUGCCGGGGAGCCUGUCUGCCGCUGCAUGCCCAGUUUCUACGGCAACAAGUGCGAGAAGAUGGCCACCGUUCACUUCCUGGGUCGGGAUGCGUACGUGGAGCUGCCAGGCGCCAAGCUUCGUCCAACUGCGCAUAUUUCAUUACAGGUUGCUACAGAUAAAGACAACGGCAUUCUGUUGUACAAAGAGGACCACGACCCGCUGGCUCUGGAGCUCUACCAGGGACACAUCCGGCUCAUCUACGACAUCGCCACCUACCCACCCACCACCGUUUACAGCGUGGAGUCUGUGAACGACGGCCUCUUCCACACGGUCGAGCUGCUGAUCCAGAACCGUUCGCUGAGCCUGGUGGUGGACAACGGCGCCCCCAAGAGCCUGGGCAAGCUAGCACGCCAGCCCUCUGUUGACCACAACACCCAGCUUUACAUAGGAGGGGUGCCAGCUCAGGUGGUGGCCUCAGGUCUGCGGCCCGGACCCGAACGCUCCCCUCAGGCUUUUAACGGCUGCAUCCACAACGUCCGGAUCAACGGGGAGCCUCAAGACCUGAGUUACCGGACCGCGGGAGGAGCACGGCCACAGGGGGUCGAGAGCAAGGCUGAUGGGAUUCUUGCAGGGUGUCAUUCGUGCAGCGUGUGUGCUCAGGGGGCCUGCAGGGAGGGAGGAGACACGGGGGUAACAUGCGAUUGUCCGCCGGGACGCAGUGGAGCCCUGUGUGACCAGACGACCGCACCGAGCCCGUGUCAGAACAGCAGAUGUGUGAGCGGUCUGUGUGUGCCUAAGGGUCAGUCCUACAGCUGCAAAUGCAACGAAGGCUACCAGGGUCAGUACUGUGACAGACGGCAGGAGCCUCCAGCCUGCAGGGGGCAGCGCUGUGGCCACGGAGAGUGUCGAGUGUCCGAGGGAGGAGAGCCCGCCUGCCACUGUCAACUGGGGUACACGGGGCUCAACUGUGAGACAGAGCUGACAUGUCAAGGCGAGAUGGUGAGGGAGCAGCUGAAGCGCCACCAAGCGUUGAGAACGUGCACGUCCACCAGCAAGAUUCCCCGCAUGGAUUGCCCCCGGUCGUGCCAGGCGGCGGCGCCUCCCGGCGUCUGCUGCGGCGUCACCAAGAGCCGGAGGAGGAAGGUGGUGUUCCGCUGCACCGACGGCUCCUCGUACUCGGAGGAGAUGGACACCGCUCUGGAUUGCGGCUGCACCAAGUGCCCCUUGUAACAGCGCCCGCAGUUUGUUCGUUUGUUUUUUAGCAACACCCACCGCUGCCGUUUUGUGAAUUCCACACGUCGGAGGCCGCACGGCGCUCUGACAUUUUCCACGUCGAUGAUCACAGCCAUAAUGUGAUUCUUUUUUCUUCUAACACCUUUUACCGAUUCGCUGCCGAGAGAGAAAACCACGAACGCAAACAAAGACGGGACAUGUGUGCGUGUUUUUUUUGACAGAGAGAAAAUAUAUUGUAAGAUAUAAGUGAAAAAAAAACAUAGAACUUAUUUUUAUUAUGGAUUUUUUUUUUCUCUAAAAGAUGACGAAAGGACUGAUGAGUUGUUGUUUUUAAUGUUGAUUAUAUAUUGUGUUACAUAGUAUGAACAAAGUUAUUUUGUACCUUUUGAAGACAAAUAGAUUAACAUUCCUUCAAAGUAUAGGAGUUUAUAUGUCUGUAUAAAUCUAUAUAAAUAUUUACCCUAACCCAGUGGACGUUAUAUUUGCAUGAUGAGUGAGAGCGGCUUUGGACACUGAGGAGCGCAGAGAGAAGAAGAAGAAGAAGAGCCGCCUUGAGUCAGCAACAACACGGAGAAGAUGAGUGCCUCGUUUCUCAGUGCGCCCCCUCUUGGAGAAAACUGUACGUGCCUAGCUAACCUGCUGCCUCACCCUCACAUGUGAGACAGAAGGGACUGUUUCCAUGGAGAUGAUCUAACACUUUGUUCUAAUAAUGUGUGAUUCUGUCGCUCGCCGUUGUUCAUCAGACUAACAGAGAGACGGGAGAGGUCACUGAUGGAAAUCGUCAUUUAAACAUAAAAUAAGGAGGUCGUAUUCAAAUCAACAGUUCAGCUUCAGACUCUGUACAAACUGGUUAAAAAAACUGAAAAUAAUGAAAUCCCCAAUUCAGUCGCUGGAGUUUAAAACAGGAGACGUGGCGUUUUAAAGUCGGCCAGGCUGAAGAGCGCUUCAUUGCUGGGUGUGUGCUCUCUUUGCAGAGGCGGGACAAAGUCAUUGUUUUGCAAGUCACAAGUAACCGCCAAUCUCCACAUAGUCUGUGCACGCCGCUCUAGUCAAUGCUCCUGUCUCCACAGCGAGCGCCGCAGUCCAUCUCCGGAGUGUGCCAGCAGCGCCACUACACUCUGCGAACAGAUAGUUCCGCUAUCAGGCUAGCUUGUUAGGUAGCUAACACGGCUCGUUCUGCUAACCUUGUUAUGCUGCAGUGGAUGUGAUUUAUAUAUUCAACAACACAAACUACAAGAUAGUACAACACUUUAAACACGAUAACAACAACUAAAGGUACAUUUAAGAAGAAGAGGUUUCAUUUGCAAUGCAUUGUGGGACGUGUAGUUCAAUCAUGUUCACAGGCUUUUCACCAUUGCUUUUUUUUCUCCGUUUUUUAACGCUGUUUUUACACAGAAUCAAAUGUUUUAUAGUCAUGAGUAUUGAGGUAGCUGGUUGUCAUGGUUACAGGCUUCAAUCUGUUGAUAUAAGGAUUUUUAUGAAAUGUCAACGGAGGAUUCGAUACGGGAAAAUUUACUUCUGGAGUCCGAGCCGCCGAAAAAGUGGGCGGUCACUGUUGAGCUCUAAUGCCUAGUCCAGUCCAGUUAGACCUCUGCUCUCUUGCAACCACACCAAACAGUGAUGACACCACGGGAUACUAACACGCCCCUGGGGUACAAUUCAUCCAUGUAGCAGGAUUUGAUUUCUUCAUUUUGAAUAAAAGAUAGUUUUCUGAGUGGACAGGAAAGCCGUUAAGCCGAUACACACGGCAAACUGUUGACAGACUUCAUCUCCUUAAACCGGUUUAAGUGCCUUAAUGUACGCCUCGAUUCUCUGAAGAUCAAAAAAUUUGCUGCAAAUCGUUUACUGCUGCUUCUAAACGGUCAAUUACAUGUUUUUGGUGGACGUCCAUCUCAAUAUACAUCCUCCCUCCAUCUUAGCAGGUUGAGUGUUCCGGUAUGAAUUUUAAAGAACCUCCAGAUAAAAUUCAAAUAGUUCAAUUUGGGUCAGAGAAAUAUCUCAACACUUUUUGUAGAAAUUACAGGAAGAAGACGGCGUAUCAUUUGCUACAGAAGUGUGCAUUAAUGUGAAAUUGCACCAUUUUGAAACGAGGACCGAUUUCUGUUUUUAAGAGUGUUCAUGUGUGAUGCCUUCAGGGCGUGACGGGAUCACAGGAUUUAUAAUGCACGUCCGAAUGUGUUUAAUGUGCCUGUAAUAAAUAUUUCCAUGGA